Aspergillus thermomutatus is the source of this 339-nucleotide messenger RNA. RefSeq lists its product as uncharacterized. The transcript has 2 exons. Bases 1 to 339 code for a protein of 112 amino acids. The record is from RefSeq and is a predicted model, not a curated record. Lineage: Eukaryota; Fungi; Ascomycota; Eurotiomycetes; Eurotiales; Aspergillaceae.
AUGAUUCCCGUGCUGGCCCUCCGGACAUCAAAGCAUAGCCCCGGAUUCACCACACGCGCCACAAGAACAUGCAUUAUUCGCGCUGUCGAUCUUGCUCUUUUCCACCUACUCGCCACCAUCAAGGACGAGAGCGACCCGGUAUUGGCUCAGACGGUCUGGAUUCUGGGGUUUUUAAUGGAUGGGCCGGGAGUAUCCACUCCUUACAACGUCUACAACGAGUCCGCUGCAAAACGUCCCGAAGUCACCCCGGAAGAAGGCAAGGUCAACGCAGACGCUCUACGCAUCCUCAACGCGUACUACUGCAGACUCGAAAUUCGUCUUGCUUCCGGAGACCGGUGA